AUGUGCUCCAUCACGACAGAUCUUCCCAAUAUAAAUCUUCCCUCGCCACCUGCACAAACGAAUUGGUCGUGCAGGCAGAGAGCUACGCUCUCUUCGAAACCCCCACCUUCGUCAAACCACUACGAUAGUGAUAGUUCUCGAUUCCUGGAGGGCGGUGGGUUUCAACAAGGCAACGGCCACAGCUUCUCCUUCAGCGGUCUUAAGACCCCGCCGACCGACGACAUGAGCGCCGCUUGCCAUCAACCUCCGCUGGGAUACGAUACCCAUGCCUUCCCUCAAGUCCGCCCAGCAUCCGAAUCGACGGUACAAGCCCAACGAUACCGAUCUUACGCUCCUCAGCAACACCAGGCGCCCCAUACCUCUCGACAACCGUCACGACUCCCACCCCUAGUCCAUUCCGAUACUCCAAGUUCCCAAGCCCAGUUGACACCCGCUUCGUCUAACUCGGGCCAGCGAUCCCACCCGAGCGCCCACACCCUUUUGUCCAACGCACAGCAGAGACCUCGGUCCACCACGCCACGAACCGAUGUCCCGAUUACACAAUCCAGAACCAAGGAGAGCAAGGCCCUAUCGCUAACGGGCCAGAGCAACGAACUCCCCGACUUCAUCUGCGCCCAGGGAGGCUCCUUGCCCGAUCUUGUAGCUCAGUUAACUUGCUUCUUCUGGUUCGAACCAAUUGACGUUCUCAAGGCCGCGGGCAAGUUCCGAACGAACAAGACGACGGUGCGGCGACUUUCUUCCGAGUCGAUCCCAGAUGCCACGUUCACGAAAUGGGUGAACACCAUCCUCAACACCACACAGGUGACGCGAAAUGUCAUCUUGUUAGCCCUCCUCUUUAUCUACCGACUUAAGACCACGAAUCCCACGGUAAGGGGCCGAUCGGGAAGCGAAUAUCGAUUGUUGACCGUCGCUCUGAUGCUGGGCAAUAAGUUUCUUGAUGAUAAUACGUAUACCAACAAGACUUGGGCUGAUGUGUCAUAUCUCUCGGUUUCCGACAUUCACCUUAUGGAGGUUGAGUUUUUGAGCAACAUGCGAUACAGUCUAAUGACAACGGCAGAUGAGUGGGAUGAAUGGUUGGACAAAAUGGGAUCUUUUCACGACUACUACGAAGCGGCCCUUAGUCUGCCCGCCCCCACGCCACUCAAGUUGUCGAUCCCGUCACCCACCGCGCCUCUAUACUCAUCUCCGUUACCCUCUCCGACCGCUUACGGAAACGGAAUGAUUCCUUAUGCGGCGAACGGCAUGCCUUCGGCCAAUGGCCAUAACUGGGUUCCAGUCUCAUCACCUAUGGGGAACAGGCCCAAUCUCAAGAUGACGAGCACGAGGAAGAGAAGCGUUGACACGGAUUUGACGGAGCCACCGGCUAAGCGCAUAUCCCACGGACCCUACUCGAUGCCCUCGAUUCCACGAGCUCCAAUCACGUCAAUGAACUCGGUCGCGAUCGCACCUACUGCCGCGGAAUCUGCUCGUCGCCCAGCGCAAGUGCCAACGCUCACCAUCAACACGCAGGCGAUGCCGGCUCAGGUGCCCCUGCAGUAUGGUCAGGCUAUCUCAACUCCGACAGCGACCCAGCCCUCGAUGUCGCUGCCGCCCUUGGUCCCUGGUGUCCGCGCCAUGGCCACGGUCUAUUCGCAAGCCCCAGUCACGGCACCUAGUCUUAACCCUGCUGCUCCCUCGUUCGCUCCGCAGCUGCCAACACCCCAUUCCGGAAUGUCGGGCCAGACGGCGUACUUGGUGCCCCAGCAACCUCCAGCUCAACAACUGCAACAAAUGCAUCAGCCACAGAAUCAGGCCCGUCAUGCUCCUACGAUGACGUUCACGACUCCGACCAAGACUCAGAGCCACGCCCCGCACGCCGGAGUUUACAACUCAUCGCCGCUUUCGGAGGCAUACCAUACGCCUGGCAUUCACACGCCCAUCUCACAUUCGCCGAGCGUCUAUCUCCAGCAGCGACCGAGCCCGUAUAAGCCUGUUCGACACGUCAACACGCUUCUCUACCCCCCGCCUUCGGCUUCUCUCGAAGAGUACCAUCUCGCGGUGCCGCCUCAUCAAAUUCACUACCACCCCCUCGGACGACGGAACGAUUUGCGGACUGGUAUUGUGCCGGACUUCAUGCCGUAUCGUGGAGGAUAUCAGACUCCUACUCCUGCCAGCGAGCCUCGUUACCAGUGA
Molecule: messenger RNA, 2172 nt
Organism: Scedosporium apiospermum
Lineage: Eukaryota; Fungi; Ascomycota; Sordariomycetes; Microascales; Microascaceae
Product: Cyclin-related 2
Exons: 3
Coding region: 1-2172 (723 amino acids)
Biological process (GO): regulation of cyclin-dependent protein serine/threonine kinase activity
Cellular component (GO): nucleus; cyclin-dependent protein kinase holoenzyme complex
Molecular function (GO): protein kinase binding; cyclin-dependent protein serine/threonine kinase regulator activity
Source: RefSeq, a predicted model, not a curated record